CAACAAGGCAACAAACAUCUUUAUACUCGUACAGAGAGAAUCUUCCUUGUCAUCAAACCCUCCAGAUUUAUUCCAGAUUUACUCUCAUCCACUCAAAGGCUUCUUCUGGCCUCAACUGGAUUCUUAGAUGAGUCUACCUAUGCCGUCACAUUGGAUCGAUUUCCGGCCCUCGUAAGGGCUGUCCGGAAGGGGAUGGCUGAUGCAACCAAGUCGUCGUCUUCCUUUCUUGGUUCCAUAACGUCUUGGAACAGAAGCAACACUCCGCCUCCCAAAUCACCGCUCCACAAACCAAAGGAAGAACCUCCUGGCCUCAAACAAUCAACAGGACUUGAUCACACCAUCAACCUCCGGCCUUCACCAAGUCUCCGGAGGUACCCUAAGGAUUGUCCGCCUCUUAAGACAAGAUGGUUUUAUGCCGUCGAUGUGGCUAAACGGAAGCCGUUCUCGGUAGAACCAAGUCCAGAAGAAAAAGCAAAGCCUCCACCAGUCCCGAAGAAAUUAGUGGCUUUCUCGGCAUCCGACUCGGCUACUAUUGAGAAAGCCUUCCAGACUCUUGACAGAGAAGACAGUGACCAUCGAGACGGCCACGAAGUUACCAGCACCAAGGUUCCGGUCAAUGAGGAUUACCUUUUCGAUGUCCAUAUUGAGAAACGCGAGUUGGAGCCUGCAUACUGGCUAGGUCCGGUGUACGAAGUCCGCAGGGGGAGUUGGUUCUACACUGAUGGCUCGACUCUAAAGCCCUGCGAUGAGAACUUGGCGAAUCAACUUGAGGAGGGUUACCUGAAGGUUGCGCCAUGGAGGAGGAUUGGCCUGUCGGCUCCUCGUUCCGCCUCGCAACCUAGGAGCAGACCAAGCUCUCAAGUUUUCGACGGCACGUCUCAUUCGGCACAAACCUCGCAAGAUGAUGAUCAACCUAUGGGGUCCAACACCUACCGCCUCUUCGGCUCUCAUAUGAACACGACUGUGACCUAUCAAGACGCUACCGUAGCGUAUCUAUCGACCGACGACUUUCUUUCUCGUAUGAGCACCACAGUCUAUGGGCGCUUCGUCGGCUAUGGAGGGACCAAAGUCCUUCGAGGAUGGACAGAUCUCAAGGUUGCAGAUGGAAAAGUCGCCGACACAAAGUUUGACUCCAAAGCUGGAGAUGGCACAAGCACGAAAGAGAAGCGCAGAUCUGCCAAGAUAUCGCCCGAGACAACACCAGUCGAAGACCAGAACAAGGACCAGGAGCCUGAGAAACCUCGUCGGACUGCGCUAGAACGGCAAAUCUCGUCCUUGGCGGGGAUGCCAGACACCCAAGACUCGCAAGAUUUGGCGGAGGAAGAAGCACGGGAAGAAGAGGAAAGAGAAAUGGAGAAUGCAAGAGAAAAGGAUGGCGACGAUCAAGCCAGGCAAAUUGAUCAUCUGGUUCUGGUGACACACGGUAUUGGUCAACGUCUAGGCCUCAGGCUAGACAGUAUCAACUUCAUUCACGACGUUAAUACUCUUCGAAAGACGAUGAAAGCAGUCUAUGAGUCAGCUCCGGACUUGCAGGCUCUGAGCGGUGACCCCAAGAACUGCAAAGUGCAGGUGCUCCCUAUUUGUUGGCGACAUCUUCUGGACUUUCCCAAACAGAGUGUCAAGCAGAACCGCAAAGAGUCCGACAUUGGGGAUGCUGACGAUGGCUUUGACGAUGAAUAUCCCUCUCUCCAAGAUAUCACCGUUGAAGGGGUCCCGGCGGUUCGAAACCUGAUUACAGAUCUCGCCAUGGACGUUCUCCUAUAUCAGAGUGCCUAUCGAGAACAUAUUGCGUCAAUCGUACAAAAGGAGUGUAACCGCGUCUAUCAGCUUUUCAAACAACGUACAGGUUUCUCUGGCAAAGUCAGCUUUUGUGGCCACUCGCUCGGCAGCGCUGUCCUCUUUGACAUACUUUGUCGACAAGAAGAGACAGGUAAGACUAGACCACGGCGGGUAUCUAGCAAGACGUCAAGAGAGUUCAAUGUUGAGCAAAAAGAUCUGCGCCUUGAUUUUGAGGUGGAGAAUUUCUUCUGUCUCGGCUCUCCCAUCGCGCUGUUCCAGAUGCUGAAAGGAAGGACUAUCGCUGCUCGAUCGACUUUGGGCGCUGGUACUUUCGGGGCAGCCGCCGUGCCUACAUCACCCUUCGACCCAGACCCAAUGCGCAACGAUCCCUUUGAUAGAGCCCUCAGACCUCCCGGUGGGGGAAGCUCCAAAGACCUCAUUCCAAUUGGCACCUCCUCCCCUAAAUGCAACGAGCUCUUCAAUAUCUUUCACCCUACAGACCCCAUCGCAUACCGCAUGGAGCCUCUAAUAUCGCCGGCCAUGGCACAACUCAAAUCUCAACCUCUUCCAUACACCAAGAAAGGGCUCUUUGCAGCACCUGGCAUUGCAAACGUGACAGCCCGGAUGGGGCAGCAGGUUAUGUCAAGCUGGUACAACCUGACGUCUGGCGUAGCAUCUAGCCUGAUUAACCGAAGUCUCGGCAUCACAGGCGAGGAACAAGCUUUGCCACAAGACAAAUUGAAAGCAUCAGGUGGCAUUGCCACCAAUCCCUCGGGACCUACAAGCGCUCAGCAUACCAUGCCCGUUGCCGACGACAAGAGACAACAAGAUCUUGCCGACGCCGCCAAGUCUUCGCCCUCUAGCGAACAAGUACCGACUCUGAUAGAUUCGGAAAUCGAAACAUUGUAUGCCGGCUUCCAAAAGCGGCGAUCUUCACAUGCUGCGACUGAAGGCAAUGAAGAAGGCGGGUCAACCUCGCCGUCUGCGGAAUAUCAGCUGUCGCAAGAACGGGCACGCAAAUUGAAACGUGAAGAAAUGAAAGUGCGGGCGUUGAACAGCAACGGUCGCGUCGACUAUCAUAUCCAGGAAGGUAUGUUCGACGUGUCACUACUUGCCAGUAUCGCCAGCCACUUGAGCUAUUGGGCCGACGAGGACGUGAACCAUUUUAUGAUUGGACAAAUGUCGAAGACAAGAGGUCACGAUCGGGACAGAGAGAGAGGGUUCUCGCGGUGAGUCUGCUUGGCAGCCGUUGCGCCAAUUCGAGUUUCAAGCUGGUUUGGUUGGCUUGGACCGUUGCGAAAGACCUGAACAUGAACGGACUGCGUGUUGCGUUGACUACAUGGAAUUGAGAUAUCCCCUAGAGCAGGAAUGUUAUUUUUAUUGUGUCCA
Exophiala xenobiotica is the source of this 3168-nucleotide messenger RNA. RefSeq lists its product as uncharacterized. Bases 193 to 3012 code for a protein of 939 amino acids. The record is from RefSeq and is a predicted model, not a curated record. The transcript has a single exon. NCBI's taxonomy places the organism in Eukaryota, Fungi, Ascomycota, Eurotiomycetes, Chaetothyriales, Herpotrichiellaceae. Gene Ontology annotation, cellular component: cytoplasm. Gene Ontology annotation, molecular function: metal ion binding; glycerophospholipase activity.